AAAAUAUUCCAUAACUAGUAGGCAGAGAUCUUUUCUAAGUUGGUGAGUGAGUACACAAGGAGAGAGUUGUUUAACAGCUGAGCCAUUCACUCUCUGUAACUCCACUACGGUGGCUAUGCAAUCAGUUCUCAUACUCAAUUCCGAUCUCUGCUCCAUAUCAUAGUUACUGGAUAAGAGAAUGACUGCAAAGUUUGAUUGGACACCUGCUUCCGAGCCUCACAAGAUGUCUGGAGCUACAUCCACAGCACCUUCUAGUAGCCAAAAGCUGUCUAAAUUUGGUGCCAAAUCUGGAUUUGUCAUCCCCAAAAACAAGUUAUUAGGAUCGUUGGUCCCCAUUUUACGAGGGGCUAAAAAGGAUGGGGUCACUGGAGUAAUCAAUGAAGAAAGUCCAAAACAAAUUGAGAGGAAAUCGAGAUGGGGGCCUGAUCCAACACAGGAUGCAUCUGUCAAGAGGGCAAAGGUUUUGGCUUUGCAGAUUCGAGUGGACCAAAUUUCAAAGCAGUUGGAAUCAGAAAAUCUAGAAAUUGGGGGAGCUCAAAACUCAUCAUUGGUGGAUGAGAACCCAGAUGAAAGCAAGUCUGGCUCUCAAACUAAUAGCAAGAAGUCAGAAAUGCUCGAACUCGAAAAACGGGAAGCAAUAGGUGAAAUACUAAAAUUGGAUCCCAGUUACAAGCCUCCACCUGGUUUUAAACUGUUGUUAAAAGAAGACAGUCUUCCUUUGCCUGUUCACGAAUAUCCUGGGUACAAAUUUGUCAGUCUAAUAUAUGGGCCUGAAGGUGAUAAUCAAAAGCGACUAGAGAAGGAAACCGGUACCAAGAUAAAAAUUCAUGGAACCAAAGCAGAUACAGAGGAAAAAGGUGAAAUUAAACCAGGUACUGAUGUCCAGUGCAGUUACAAAGAGAUGCACGUUAAAAUAUCAGCUGAUAGUUUUGAUAAAGUGGAUGCAGCAAUUUCCAUCAUUGAACUACUAAUUUCCUCUGUAACUGGGAAUUCGGCUGCUGAUUCCACUUCUGUAUCUGUUUCUGGGGACAACACUAACGUUCCAAAUCAAAACCAAGACGCCCUCCCAUCUCAUGCAAUUUCUCUAUCUCAGGAAAACCAGGAUGUGUUUCAAUCAGCAGCCAAUACACAAAUGCAAGGAGAUCGCUUUCAAUACUCUGGUUCAUGGUUUUCAGCCGUUCAUACCCCUCUAUUUGCUUCUUCUGGCAGCGUAGUCCCUCCAAAUCCACCGCACCUUGCUAGAAAUCCCCAUUUUCCACCACAAAGAAUGAGCCCUUCAAGUAUGAUUUCAGCUUUUGGUGCUCAACCUGCACCUGUUGCUGGGUUCCACCCGAUUAUUCCAAAUCAGCAGUUUUCUAUGCAAGCACCACCACCAACACAAAUCUUUCAGCAUUCACAAUGGACUCAAACAACUCCUUUUGGUCAUGUUGGGCCACCAAGAAAUCCUUCUGUAAUACCUGCACAGAAUUUGACAGCACCAACAAAUGCUUCAAUUUCAUUUCCAGCUUCUUUUAGCCAAAGCCAACCAACACCAACAGGACAACUCCAGACACUGACCCCUCACGGCGUAUCUUCUGAACUGAGUGGAGGACCCGUCAAUGUUAAAAUAUCUGUAGGUCUCAGCAAUAUGGGGUCUAUGGCUCCACAGGCGGUUCCCCCCAAAAGACUUGUUUCUCUAGGUCCACAACCAGAUGUACCCCAGCCAAAUAUGUCGGUGAUGCCACGACCUGGCAGCAUUCAUCCACAUCAUGCGGGAAUGUCGCCUAGACCAUCAUCAUCUGUGGGACCAAUACCAGGAACUGUUCAUUCAACUGGAAACCAUUUAUCAGGACCGAGAAUGCCUAAUUCUGCCUCUCAUUACACCCAUGUAAAACCACUGGCCUCCAUGCCUUCAAAUUCUGGCAAUUUUACUUUUCAAGGACAGCGGCCCAAUGCAGACUACUAUCAAGCGGUUCCCAGACCAAACAAUCAAGCUACUACUCAGGGUGGUUCACAAGAGCCACCUUCCGGUCCACGGCCACCACCAUUUGGAUUUUCUGUACCUGAUCAGCCUCUUCAAAGCUUUCAAAGGACACAAGUCCCCAACCAGGUGGAUCCAACUCAAGCUUAUGUCUCUGCUGCUCCUUUUGGGGGAAGACCGGGUUCUGUUUCAAUUCCACCCAGACACCCCGCUUUUCCCUAUGCUGGUCAACCUUCACCAAGAUCUCAAGUCCCACAAAUGGGUAUGAGGAAUUUCAUUCCUUCCCCUCAAAUGCCAAACUUACUCAGUCCUGGUGCCCAAAGAGGUAUGCACAAUCGACAAAGCUAUCCUGCUCAGGGAACAUGGCCAGAUAUUCCGAUGAGUCAGAAAUUUGGCAACAAUCCCUCCUUGGCGUCCAAUAGGCCAGCAUAUUCUGCUGACCAAAUUUAUGAUCCCUUUUCACCAACAUCUGUUGCACCUCCGCACCAGAAAGGUAAUCCUGGAAAAUGAGGGAACUGGAUGUGGCUACAUAUACUAAAUACUGACUGAAAAUCUUAGUUAUGGCUGCAGUGUUUGGCAGACAGAGUUAAUACUAAUUUAAUAGAUUAGCAAUGGACACGGUUGUAAAAUCAUGUUAUUUCUAACCAGAAAGUGUGGCUGGCUCCCAUUGAUGACUUAGUGUAUUCCUUUUUAAACCGACCUUUCUUUUUUGAAUGCGCAUUAUUGAUGCUUGAUUAGGAAUUGAAUAUUAUGGAACUUUGCCAGAGCAUAGUCAUUUUUCCAUCUUGUGUAAACUGUGUACCAUAUUUUCGGAUUUUUCACAUAA
Messenger RNA from Trifolium pratense (red clover), 2786 nucleotides. RefSeq names its product trithorax group protein osa. Gene Ontology annotation, biological process: regulation of mRNA splicing, via spliceosome. NCBI's taxonomy places the organism in Eukaryota, Viridiplantae, Streptophyta, Magnoliopsida, Fabales, Fabaceae. Gene Ontology annotation, cellular component: nucleus. The coding region runs from base 179 to 2470 and encodes 763 amino acids. The transcript is spliced from 9 exons. The record is from RefSeq and is a predicted model, not a curated record. Gene Ontology annotation, molecular function: mRNA binding.